AUGAAUAGUUCAUUAUAUUAAAAAAGAGAAUGUUUCUCAUAAAAAAUAAGAAGAAAUGAAAAUGAAAAAAUGUUUUAAGAAAAAAGAAUACCAUAAAUAUCAAAAGAAAUAAUGCAAAAUUUAAUCAAUAUUAAAGAUUAAGAGUCAAUCAAUCGUCUUACAGAUGCUACUACAGGAUCAAAAGAACAAACUUAAGAUUUAAUAUAAAUUGGUGGAUUAAAAUUUUUUUAUGAAUUACUAUAAUCAAAAGAAAAAACUAAUGCUUUUAUUGCUUUAGGUAAUUUAUGUAGUGAGAAAAUUGUUUAAGAAGAAGUUUUAGAAUUAAACAUUAUUGAAUAUAUGAUAGAGGAAGUUCAUAGAUACAAAACUCUUGAAGAUUUGUCUCUGAGAUUAUGGUUCUUAAGUGUGUUAGCUAAAUUUAUUUGAGAAGAAAAUGCUAUAGCAAAAAGAGAAAAACUCUUUCAUAUUUUUUGGAUGUACUAAAAAAAAUAUCCUAAUAUACUAAAAAUUUAGUAAGAAUGUUUUUAAGGAUUCUAUGCUUUAAUAAAAAUUAAGUUUAUAUAAGAUGAAUUAAUGGAAUUAUGUUGCAAUAAUUUAAAUAAAGGUAUUGAUAAUAUCAUCUUAAAAAUUUUGUUUCAUCUUAUUAAUGGCGAUAUGAAAUUUGUUAAGAUUUUACAUGAAAGCCAAUUUAUUUAGUAUUGUGCAAAACAUCUACAAAUUUCUAGUAGAUAAAAAUACACUUUAAGAAUUUUAUAUUAUUAUGCUUAGUAUUAUGUUGAUUAAAUAAUCUAAAAUAAAGAUAUUGUCAAUCAAAUUUUAAUUAUUCAAAAUUCAUAAAAGCAUUAAAAAUAAAUAUUAUUAUUGCAUUAUGCAAUUUUAUUUAAAUGCUCAAGUUAAUAAUUUAUAAAUAUAAUCAAAGAUUUUGAAAUAAUAAAUAAUUUAAGGAUUCUUUUGGAAAAUUUUUAAUUUGAAUAACAAAUAUUAUGUGUUUUAGCAUUACUAAAAGAAAUAAAUAAAGAUUUAAUUAUGGGAUUAAUCCCAGAUUUAGAAAGAAUUUAUGAUAAUAAAAAAGAAAAUGAUAGGUUUCUUAGAAAACUUUAAGUAAUUUUAGAUUGA
Paramecium sonneborni is the source of this 1116-nucleotide messenger RNA. The record is from the annotation of a GenBank genome assembly. Lineage: Eukaryota; Ciliophora; Oligohymenophorea; Peniculida; Parameciidae.